Trichoderma citrinoviride is the source of this 1573-nucleotide messenger RNA. RefSeq names its product N-terminal binuclear Zn cluster-containing protein. Bases 1 to 1569 code for a protein of 522 amino acids. The transcript has 6 exons. Gene Ontology annotation, biological process: DNA-templated transcription; regulation of DNA-templated transcription. The record is from RefSeq and is a predicted model, not a curated record. Gene Ontology annotation, cellular component: nucleus. Lineage: Eukaryota; Fungi; Ascomycota; Sordariomycetes; Hypocreales; Hypocreaceae. Gene Ontology annotation, molecular function: DNA binding; DNA-binding transcription factor activity, RNA polymerase II-specific; zinc ion binding.
AUGGACAGGCGAUACGAAAGCCUGGCGACGACGCCUGCGCCCUUUGCCUGCCUAGCAUGUCGCGACUCGAAGAGGCGGUGCGACCGCGCUCUUCCGCAGUGCAGAGGCUGUCUCCAAAAGCGGAUUGUGUGCGACUAUCCGUAUCGCCGCAAGAAGAGAGAGCGAAAGACGCAGCCGGCACCGUCCAAUGCUGUCGUCUCUCCCACCUCCGGCUUGCUGACGGACCAAGCUUCACUUACAGCCGAGAUAUCAUCGCACCCAAGCCCGGACUAUGAUGCCUUCCACCCCGGUUCCUCUCAGUCCGCCGCGGCCAACUUUCUCACGGAGCGCUUCCUUGAUCCGGAGGCGUUCGUCAGCGCCCAGUUGAAAGUCCCGGAGCCAUCCGUAGAUCAUCUCAUUACAAAGGAAGUGUCGGACUUUGUUGGUGAUGUUGCCAACAUCAAGGCAAUUUCUGACAAGUUCUUCACCUCUGUGCAUGAGUGGAUGCCGAUUGUGUCCAGAAUACAGUUCCUGGCGAAUCUUGUCGGCUGGCUCACGCAUAAGCGUGCCGAGCUCUUCUUUCUCAUUCUUGCCAUGAGAUUGUCCAGCGAACAGGUUUCGAACCCGAGGUCGCGGCUUUAUCAGGUCACAAAGUAUCUGCAGUUUAGGCUCGAACAUUCCGGAGUUUUGUCUCUUCAAGUUAUUCAAGCUUCGGUUCUUGUGGCUCUUUAUGAGAUCGGACACGGCGUGUAUCCAUCCGCAUACUUAUCCAUUGCUGGAUGUGCUCGCUAUGCUACCGCUCUGGGGAUCGACCAGUCCAUUCUCUGCCGAGACUUGAACGGCAUAUCGUGGAACGAAUUGGAGGAACGCCGCCGUGUAUGGUGGUCGAUACUCGUUCUGGAUAGCCGCCAUCUGGUGACGCCUGACCCGAUCUUGGAGAAUUGGCUUCCUGUUGACGAUGCUGCCUUUAAUGACGGAUCUGGCAGGCCGGAGGAUGCAUACACGUUGGGCUCAGCCACUGCUCUCGACCUGGGCCGCUUUGCCCGCUUCGCACAAGCUGCUCAUUUACUCGGCCAGGUUCUCCGCCAUGUCGCCGAAGGAUCCCCAGAGAGCGAGACGGCCCAGCUGAGGCGCACCAUCUUCUCCCUCGUCAGCAUUUCAAAGCUAGAAGCGCAUCUGAGACAGAUGGAAUUCUGCUCUCAGACGGCCGUGUGUUAUUGCGGGAUCCUUCUCCUGGACUCUUCUCAGGCGAAGAACAAGGACAGAGCGGAAUCUUUUGUCACAUCUCUCGAUCAGAUGUCCACGGAAACCAAUUUGAUAUCGCAAUCGGCUCUCCAAAUGUCCAACUAUCUGAUUACACGGCGAUCCUUUAUGGACAUACACAACCGAUCGUCCCCGUUUCUCUUGCAUAUGAUGUACAGAGUUGCACUGCUCUAUCUGGAAAGCUCACGGCCUACUCCUGGUGACACCACCGCUGACAAGUUGCAUCUGAUCAAGCAAGGGAUGGAGAUCAUCGGCCGUCGAUGGCAAAUUGCCCAGUCAUACCUUUCAUUGCUGUCGCGACACGAAAUCAUGCAAGCGAUGAAGUAGAUGC